Molecule: messenger RNA, 4256 nt
Organism: Mytilus trossulus (common blue mussel)
Lineage: Eukaryota; Metazoa; Mollusca; Bivalvia; Mytilida; Mytilidae
Product: trichohyalin-like
Exons: 8
Coding region: 85-4242 (1385 amino acids)
Source: RefSeq, a predicted model, not a curated record
UGAAAGUUAACCAAACGUCACGUUCUAUUUAUUUCCGGUGUAAAAAAACAACUUUUGAAAGCGAAGACAUGUUUUGUUAUAGAAAUGUAUUGUAGUAUUAUAUAUUCAUUUUUGCUGAUAUCACCACUGAUUGUUUUUCGUGUAUAUUCACAAGACGUUAGAGAGAAAACAAUAUGUUUGCGUCCCUACAUGCAAACAGUGACAGGAAUUGAAGACAAUCUAGAAAAAGGUCAGGUUGAUUUGAGAGAAAAGAAUGAAUAUGUAUACAGACAUAUACCUUUUAAGAAGCCGACAGUUGUAUUGGGUUGGCAGAUUUCCGGUAAAGAUGGCAUGUUACUAGGAACUGGAAAUGAGAGGCGAGGAUUGGUGACUGAAUACAAAAUCAAAUGCCUCACUCGUUCGAGUGACUGGGUUUUUAUUAACAAUUCCAAAAGUGGAACUGAGGUAUUUAAAUCGCUUGGCAAUCUAGCGCAGCCAGAUACCAUUACCAAAAUUGAUCUGGCGAACCCAAUUACAACCUUGAGUCUUCGAUUAUACCCUCAAUUAUGGGAGGGUGUUCCGUUUUUUAAACUCAAAUUGAGACUCUGCGAACCUGAAUAUAUGGAUGCUCCUUCCAUGAAGGCGAACGCAACAACAACUAAUUUAGAUUCUCGGAUCAUUAGAACUCCGAAGAAAAACAUCGAAAAUCCUAAAGAUUCUAUUAUAAGAAACAGAGAAGCUAAUAUUCGCCUUUCAAAGAAGUUGAAGUACCUCUUCCACACUCCGGCUGACCAUACCAAUAGCAGGAGGUCAAAGGACUACACAUCUCCCUACAUGCAUCAAAACCAAAAGGUUCGUAGGAAUCAAUACUACCAUGGUUCUCCAAAUAUGGAUAUUGACCGUACAAUGCACCUUGAUACUUUACGCCCUAUUUAUGGUCAUACAUCGUAUACUGAUGAUAAACCAUUUGAGGAAAGAAAAUAUAUAGAUUCUGGACCUACUAGUAGCUAUCAAAAAAACACAACAUUUCCUAAUGAAAAUAAAAAUACACAAAGUAGGGACUACCGUUAUCUUCCAUUCCGAUAUUACGAUAAGCGUCAGCACAAAAGAGACGAAAUUGAUGAUCGACCUAGCAAUGACGAUUUGACAAGUCUGAUAAAUAAUGAAUUCGUUCCUGAUCAAUUACACAAAAAAAGCACUGACCAAAAGAGACAAUCAGAUGCUGACAAGCCAAUUAAAAACAAACAAAACAUGACAAUUGUAGAAAAAAACGAAGAUAAGGGGCUUAAAAUUGAAGAGCAAAUACGUAAACUUAGAGAAGAAGAAUAUAAAAUACAAAAAGAAGCACAUAGAGAGGAAGAACGUAAAAGUAAACUGAGACAGGAAGAAUAUAAACGUAAACAACAAUCCUAUAAACUGAUACUUAAGAGACUAAAAAAUAAAUGUAAAACAGACAGACAAAAAGGUAAAGCUAAUUGUCAUGCACAGGGAAGAAGGUAUAAGAGGGGAAGAGGGUAUAGGAGAGGAAGAGGUAGGAGGAGGGGAAGAAGAAGUUGGUUAAGAGGGUGCAUGCGUGGUGUAACUGCUGCGUAUAGAAAAUGUUUUCAAAUACAAUUUAAAAGACUUAAGAAGGAAGAAAUUUCCCUAAAAAAUAAGGAGCAAAUCCUUAAACGUAAACUUGAAGAGGAAGAAGAAGAAGCAAAACGUUCACGUAAACUUAGAGUGGUAGAAAGUAAACGCAAACUUGAAACGAAAAUACGUAAACUUAGAGAAGACGCACGUAAACAGCGAAAAGAGGCAGUUAAACGUAAAAUUGAAGAGAAAAAACGAAGAGAACAGGAAAUUAAACGUAGAGAGGAAGAGAUUAAACGUAAACUUAUUGAGGAAGAACGUAAACGCAAACUUCAGGAGGAAGCACGUAAACGUAAAAUUGAAGAGGAAAAACGUAGAAUAAUAGAGGAAGAACGGAAACGCAAACUUCGAGAAGAAGAACGUAAACGUAAACUGGAGGAAGAACGUAAACGUAAAUUAAUAGAGGAAGAACAUAAACGCAAGCUUCGAGAAGAAGAACGUAAACGGAAACUCGAGGAAGAACGCAAACGUAAACUUGAAGAGGAAAAACGUAAAAUAAUAGAAGAAGAACGUAAACGGAAACUGAAAGAGGAAGAACGUAAACGUAAACUUGAGGAGGAAAAACGUAAAAUUGAACAGGAAAAACGUAAACAAAGAGAGGAAGAACGUAAACGUAGGCUUAAGGAGGAAGAAAAAAGACAAGAAAAAAAACAAAGAGAGGAAGAACGUAAACGUAAACUUCAGGAGGAAGAACGUAAACGUAAACUUCAGGAGGAAAAACGUAAAAUUGAAGAGGAGGCUCGUAAAAAAAUAGAGGAAGAACGUAAACGCAAACUUAGAGAAGAAGAACGUAAACUCAAGGAGGAAGAAGAACGCAAACGUAAACUUAAGGAGGAAAAAGAACGUAAACUCAAGGAGGAAAAACGUAAAAUUGAAGAGGAAGCUCGUAAAAAAAUAGAAGAAGAACGUAAACGCAAACUUCGAGAAGAAGAAGAACGUAAACUCAAACUGGAAGAAGAACGUAAACGUAAACUUAAGGAGGAAAAAGAACGUAAAAUCAAGGAGGAAAAACGUAAAAUUGAAGAGGAAGCUCGUAAAAAAAUAGAGGAAGAACGUAAAUUCAAAGUGGAAGAAGAUCGUAAACGUAAACUUAAGGAGGAAAAAGAACGUAAACUCAAGGAGGAAAAACGUAAAAUUGAAGAGGAAGAACGUAAACGCAAACUUAGAGAAGAAGAACGUAAACGUAAACUCAAGGAAGAAGUACGUAAACGUAAAAUCAAGGAGGAAGAAGAACGUAAACGUAAACAUAAGGAGGGAGAAGAAAGUAAACGCAAAAUUGAAGAGAAAAAACGUAAACAAAUAGAGGAAGCACGUAAACGUAAACUUAAAGAGGACGAACGAAGACAACAAGAACGUAAAGUUCAGGAGGAAGCACGUAAACGUGAAAUUGAAGAGGAAAAACGAAAGAUAAGGGAGGAAGAGCGUAAACGCAAACUAAUAGAUAAAGAAAAUUUACUUAAACUUAAAGAAGAAAAUCAUAAACAACAGAAACAGCUGAAAACCGUACCUGUUCCAAGUACAACUGUACAGACGAGAACAAAGACCGAACCCAUAACAACACCGAAUAUAACGACAAGACAGCGAACCACAAAUAUGAGUCAACCUACCAAAACGACAAAACAACCAACUACACCAGCCAACUUGACAAAAAACACAUUGAAUGAAGAUCUGAAAAAAGAACUUAUCAAAGAAACGGAAGCUCUAAUAUGCAAAACUAAACCAAAAUGGCGUUAUUCAAGUUCUGGAAUCCCACCUAGCGAUGUGUUUACGGCUACAGGAGAUUCGACUCAGGCAUGGCGAGCAAAUGGUGGUCUUACAGUGGAACCAUACCGUUUCCAUACCAACACCAGGAACAAACACAAACAGAUGAUCAAAAAAAUAUUUUUUCAAGUUUCAUUUCCAGAGCUUACUGAAGUGUUCGGAGUGAGGCUUAUAGGAAGUAGCCAACCACGUAACUGGGGAUGCAUAACAAGAUUUGCCAUACUCUACAAAAUGGCUCACCAGAUGGAAUGGGUAUUCUACCGAGACAACUUUGGGGCAGCUAGGGUGUUUGAUAUGGGUGCGCAACCGAAGGAUGCAUGUUCAAAACCGAUGACAUUUAGUCUACCUGUACCCCUUAGAACAACCGACAUCCGUAUAUAUCCAGAUCAAUGGUCAGGCGCACCGCUUCUCCACGUCAACUUUUUAACUUGUCGUUUAGAAGGACAAACUUGCAUAGCACCACUACUAACUGGCGGAGGUAAGCUACAGCGCCUACAAUUCGACAAUAUGGAUGAACGAUUCCUAGAUAAAAACAGCGUGUUCUAUAUAACCAUCACUUUCAAGAAACAUGCCGUAUAUAGAAUUAAAGCGGUGCAGUUUUCAAUGGGACCAAAAGAAAAUUCUAUUAAUAAGUUUGUCUUGCAGUAUCUUACUAAUACGGAAAAAGAAAAAUGGAAUUCUGUCAGUGACAAAGAUGGUGAAAUUAUGAUGUUUUCCACAGAUACCAUCGUGAAGAAGAGCUAUCCAACAACAGUUUUCUUCAGCAAACCUGUAAUAGCUAAAUCAAUGAGGAUUUACCCCGAGACAUGGCGAGGAUUAAGUCCCAUGAUCAAAGUAGAAUUUCUAGGUUGUACUUUGAAAAAUUAUUAAAAGAUACCAGAGAC